AUGACUGAAGCAACUGGCACAGCGAUUGAUGAAACAAUUGCUAUGUCUCCCUUCAAUAUUGCUCCGAGAGAUGCUUCGGAAAGCUCACGACCAACUAAGACUCAGUCGAUUGUACAAUGGCGAACCGCCAGUUUUAACAAUGCCGCGCGCUGUCAGACCAGCGAACCAAGAGGGAUGAUAACCCGCAAGUGUACGGUUGCUGAAGAAACCAAGCCGCCGGUUGACGCCUCAGGUCGCGUGGGCCAUAUUUCGGGGACCGAGGCGGACGCACGCUUCUGA
Molecule: messenger RNA, 279 nt
Organism: Penicillium bovifimosum
Lineage: Eukaryota; Fungi; Ascomycota; Eurotiomycetes; Eurotiales; Aspergillaceae
Exons: 1
Coding region: 1-279 (92 amino acids)
Source: RefSeq, a predicted model, not a curated record